Molecule: messenger RNA, 1196 nt
Organism: Oldenlandia corymbosa var. corymbosa
Lineage: Eukaryota; Viridiplantae; Streptophyta; Magnoliopsida; Gentianales; Rubiaceae
Source: the annotation of a GenBank genome assembly
AACCAGUACUCUCUUUAUGAUGUGGGGGUUUCUCAGUUGGUGAACAAGGGUAGAGUCCGGUCAAAUAAAUCAAAAGCAAAAAUCCUUUACAGUGCGGACUAUUUAUUUUUACAACAAAAAUCCCGUUAUACACUCUCUGGGUCUCAAAAAUAAUUCACGUUGUAUUUUGUGACAAUAAUUGUACUAAAAACAGUUCACGGUUUACAGUGCGGACUAUUUAUUUUUACAUGCAGGCGAGAGCCUAUAUAAAUGAAGGCCUCCCUCAAGCUUAAUCCAUCCAUAUUAUUGCCUGCAGGCUUCAGUCUUCCCCAUUCAUUUUCUCCACUCCACUACAUCUUCCAAAAUGGCUUCGUUGGGAUUGAAAAACAACCACCAAAUCAUAGCAAUGCUAUUUGUGUUGUUGCUUGUUCACGAGGCGGCAAUGCUACUGACAUCUUCAUCAGUAGUCGCCGCCGCUUCACAAACUAAGAGUAGCAGUGAGUGUUGCGAUAAUUGCGAGUCUACAUACAUUGAUUGUGACGAUCUGUGCUGUGGCCCUCAUCUUACCGAUGAAUGUCGGUGGGGAUGCGUGAUUGAUCUAAGUAUUUGUAUCAAUGGUUGUGGUGGUGGCUGUACCUUCCUUGCCGGAAUCAAGAACCGUGCCGUGAAUGUGAUGGAAGGCUGUAAGCAGCAGUCGCUCCGGCCUCAAACUAUCUAAUUAAUCUGUUCCUUCUUUAGACUGCUUUGAUGCGUACAUGAUGCCUCGCUCUCCCAGCCUACCACUUUGUUCCUUCCUUCCUUCCUUCUUUCUGUGCAUAAUAACCUUAAUAAAAGGCAGGCUCAUGUGUAUUUGUAAUGUUGUUUUUUGAUAAGGCAGUCUCAUGUGUGUAAUGUGUAUUUGUAUUUGUAAUGUUGUGGUUUGUAAUUCAUCUGGUAUCUAUGUAUGAUUUUCCUUUAUCUUUUACGUACAAGUAAUUAAGAUGGUACAGUCCGAAUGCAUUUUAAGAGUAUCAAAAUGGAUUUAUGUGAGAUGCAAUGACACGGUGACUAAAGCUAAAAGCUUAGAAAAAUUUAACAUUAUAUAUGGAGGUUUUUUUUUCCCUCUAUAACAAGUCACUGAGAUUAAUUGCAUGAAUCCAUAUGAAGCUUUUGCAAUUUGACAGCUUUUUGCAACUAGUGUUUCUUGAGAAGUUUCUACUACAAACACCUCCUCCCCC